Messenger RNA from Carlito syrichta (Philippine tarsier), 996 nucleotides. RefSeq names its product nuclear cap-binding protein subunit 1-like. Gene Ontology annotation, biological process: nuclear-transcribed mRNA catabolic process, nonsense-mediated decay; mRNA export from nucleus; regulation of mRNA processing. The record is from RefSeq and is a predicted model, not a curated record. The transcript has 5 exons. Gene Ontology annotation, molecular function: RNA cap binding; mRNA binding. Gene Ontology annotation, cellular component: nucleus; nuclear cap binding complex. Lineage: Eukaryota; Metazoa; Chordata; Mammalia; Primates; Tarsiidae. The coding region runs from base 1 to 576 and encodes 191 amino acids.
AUGAUUGCCGUACUAGUGGAUAAGAUGAUUCGUACACAGAUUGUUGACUGUGCUACAGUAGCAAAUUGGAUCUUCUCUUCAGAACUGUCUCGUGACUUUACUAGAUUAUUUGUUUGGGAAAUCUUACACUCUACAAUUCGUAAAAUGAACAAACAUGUUCUGAAGAUCCAGAAAGAGCUAGAAGAAGCUAAAGAGAAACUUGCAAGGCAACACAAACGGCGAAGCGAUGACGAUGACAGAGGCAGUGACAGGAAAGAUGGAGCUCUUGAGGAGCAAAUAGAAAGACUACAGGAAAAAGUAGAGUCUGCUCAGAGUGAACAAAAAAACCUCUUCCUCGUCAUAUUUCAGCGUUUUAUCAUGAUCUUGACUGAGCACUUAGUACGAUGUGAAACUGAUGGGACCAGUGUAUUAACUCCAUGGUAUAAGAACUGUAUAGAGAGACUCCAGCAGAUCUUCCUACAGCAUCACCAGAUAAUCCAGCAGUACAUGGUGACCUUGGAGAACCUUCUCUUCACUGCUGAAUUAGAUCCUCAUAUCCUGGCUGUGUUCCAGCAGUUUUGUGCCCUGCAGGCUUAAGGGUCAUUUUUUUUCUCCCUCAUGUCAAAUUUUUUUAAAAAUAUCUUAAAAUAAUUUGUCUUAUUUUUGAUGGUUUGAAUGCUUGCUUUCUUGUAGUAUCCUUUUAUUUCUUAAACAAAAGGGGAGGACAGUCAAAAAUAAUGGCAUUACUUUUAAUUGCCCCCCAAAAGCAAUUAUUUCCUAUUGACAAUGUGACGAUGAUCAUGACGUACUAUAUAUGUGACACAUACAAGAUUUCUGUGAUCAAGUUGAUAUUUUUUCUCUUUGAGGAACAAAAUAGCUGAUCUGAGGUAUGUGAAGCACUAGAGGUCAAGCUUACAUAGUACAUAGAACCAAUGAGUUUAUUACUAAGUAGCAUAGCUUUUCACAGCUCGUGGAUAACUUAACAUGACUGAAAUAAAACUAAAAGUAUGUUUUUUA